This is a messenger RNA of Diorhabda sublineata, 7041 nucleotides long. RefSeq lists its product as uncharacterized. The record is from RefSeq and is a predicted model, not a curated record. Bases 146 to 991 code for a protein of 281 amino acids. Gene Ontology annotation, cellular component: membrane. NCBI's taxonomy places the organism in Eukaryota, Metazoa, Arthropoda, Insecta, Coleoptera, Chrysomelidae. The transcript has 5 exons.
GUUUAAAUUUGAGCGUUUGCGCAAUUUUAUUGACGUAUACUACUACACUUGCGCAGAACGUCAGUUGUGUCAUUCUCAAGAAGGCCGGAAGACUUCGCAACAGUCUAAACUUUCAUGUAGUCCGAGAGUGGUGUUGCCUAACAUCAUGGAAAUAAUACUUCACUUUUAUUUAAUCUUGUGUGCAACAACUUGGUCUUUAGCUUCGGCCUUAACCUUGAAACAAGCUACGACAAAACCUCGUCAUACAAAAGUCAGUGUUUCUACAACUGAAGAAACCAGUCCGUUAGCAACACCAGUGUCGAGUACCGCUUCCAAAGAUGAUUCCGGCGUAGCUUAUUACAGAAUGUUCAAUGAUAAAUCAGGAGCUACGUGUAUUCUUCUUAAAACAGAUGCUGUGGUCGAGGUUCGCUUCAAACUUCAUGAUUUAGAUGAACAAGCUGACUCUUUUAUACCAGAAAAAGCCCUCAUCGAAGGUGAAUGCAAAGAAGAAGAUACAGCUUGGAUGAGGAUCUCCUGGACUGGAUACAGUUUAAUCAUCAAUUUCGCAAAAACACCUGGUGGUGAACGAUGGUACAUAAGCAGUAUAGAACUCACCGUUAGUCCAGAUCUACCUCAAUUUCAUGGUAUACCAAUACAAAGAAAAUCGUCUAUCAAAUUGUACCAUCGUCAAAUGGUGAUCCCGACACCGGUGGGUAAGUCCUAUUCCUGUAGCGAGGUAGAGGUACCUUUAGAAACCGACGAAGAAGACAAUCCGCCGCCGGGGAUGCACGGAACGCUCUAUUUAAGGCUUCUACAAGUUCAAGCGUUCAUGUAUCGCAGCGAAUCUUUCGAUACGUCUUUCGAAUGUAAGCUGCAGAGGUCGUUUAGAGACGAAACGGCUCCGAUAGCUGUCGGGUCUACGUUAGCAGUUGCGGUGUUAGUUACCAUCGCAGGUUACGCCGCUUAUAGGUAUUUCAAAGUGAAAAACGUCCAGUAUAACACUAUGGAAUAAGUUUGGUUUUUAAUUUGACAAAUCGAAUUUGUGUCUGGUAUGUUUGUCGGAUUGAAAUUGAUGAAAGUGGUUUGUUUUAUGGUAGCAAUAAAUUCAAAUAUUGGUUAAUGGACUACCACUUCUCCUAUCCCGCCUAGUGAAAAGAAAAUGGCGAAACAUCUAUUCGGUUCGCCGUUCGAAGAUAAAUGAGUUUACAGCGUUGUCACAAGUGGUUAGAACGCGUCAGUGUAAUGGACGUAAUAGAAAUUGAUAAAGCGUCUUGAUUUCAGCACUUUUUUCAUAGAAACUUGGUUUGAUAUAAACGUUUUGACCUAUGUCGGUCUUUAUCAAACAAAACCAAACCAAUUUUCUAUCAAAAUCAAUACGAUUUAUCAAAAAAAAAACACAUAAAAAAGAUCUAAGAAGUCUAUUAAUUAUCUAAGACACAGAAAUUUUAUUCUAGGUAUGUUUAAUAAACAAACCUUGAAUUUUUUAUGACGUACAGCAAUUUUUUUGUUCUCUUGAUUUUAAUGUCUUUUAAAAUAUUCGUACAUACGAAGAUGGCCCCCUGAAGUACCUGUCCCAACGAAUAAAUAGAAAAAUAAUCUUUUAGAUCCAUACACUUUUCCCAGCGAUGUUCAGUAAGUUCGAUACCCUUUUUAUAAUAAGAAUGGUCAGGCUCCAUUAACACCUCUUCAUUGUUGGAAAAUCUUUGACCACCGAACCAUUUUGUCAAGUCUGGUAACAGAAAAUAAUCUUAGGGUGCUAAAUUUGUCGAAUAGGGUGCAAGAGAUGGCAAUUCAAACUUUAAUUUAUCAAUUUUGGCCAUUGCAAUAACGAAAGUGCGAGCUGGUACAUUGUCUUGAUGAAACACUUUAUUCUUGGCCUAACGCUGUCGUUUUUACUUGAUUUCUUCGCUCAAACGUUGCAGUAAGUUCGCAUAAUACUCGCCGUUGAUAGUUUUUCAUUGUCCAUGAUAGUCAAUCAAAAUUAUCCCACGCACAUCCAAAACAACCGACUACAUGACCUUGUCUGCAGAUGGAACGUUCUUUGUCUUCUUUGGAGCUGGUUCUCCCCUUUGUUUUGCUUGUUCUUUUGUUUCGGGUAUGAAAUGAUGGACCCACGUUUCAUUCAUGGUUAUGAAACUGCACAAAAACUCGGCUUUCUGAGAUGGAAAGACCCUUACGACGCUGUUUUUGUUCCAUUGUGACCAAACGCAGCACAGAGCUGACUCAUUUUUGUUCCCAACUCCGCUAAUAAAUAAAACAAGCUUGUGACAACACUGUUUCCAUAAACUCGACUAAAUAUACGCGAAACUUUCAUCGUGUAUUGUGUGUAUCAUUUUGUUUUGUCAUUAAACAUAACCCAGCAUUUUCAUUUUAUGAUAUUUAUACCCACGUUUAUUUUUUUUCUUUAGAAAUACAUACACGGUCAUAUCAGUUCUCAGUUCAGUAUCAGUCGAACCGGUUCAAUCAAUUUUUCGUAAGUGUAUGUAGAUGUAUGUAUUGAGACCCAAUGGAUCAUUGAGUCCCCCUUUCUAGAUGCGAUACUGGGAAUACAGUAUUUACAGCCGAUCCAUCAAUCCCAAUCCUUUUAAAAAGUCCAGAAUGUGGGAUGCUCUAGCUUCGUCUCCUAUUUCAUACUCUCUCACGUGAAGUGCUCUUGAGUUUCACACUUCGAGAGAAUGUGGUUAGAGGUUUCGUCCUCAGAGCAAUAAAAUAUGCGCGCCGCAUUAUCUGCUAAGUUUAACGUAUUUAGGUGUUUGUUGAGACGACAGUGCCCAGAUAGGACUCCUGUUAGUAUUCGUAGUUUGUUCCCAGGAGAGUCUUUGUCUGUCUCAUACCUUGUAGGUUGUCCCAAUAAUUGGUUUUGAUCCUAUCAACCUUCUUUUACAAUGCUUUGUCUCUCCCUUCACUCCGGAGUGUCCCGGAAUCCAUUGUAGAGUAUUUUUCUUGCCUAGCUCGUUUAAUUUUUCUAUACAGUCCCAAACGAGUUUGGAGCUUAAAAUUCUAAUGACUGCUUGGCUAUCGGAGAUGAUGAUGAUCGUCUGUUUGCAAAAUUCCCUCUCCAGAUUAAACUGGACACAUUUUUCAUUUGUAUAAAUUUUUGCUUAGUGUGUUGCUUUCAGAUGUUUGGUUCACUCCUAUUCUGUCUGCUGUUUUAGAUCCAUCCGUAUACCACUUAAUGGCAUUUCUGUUAAUUUCUUGUAUGGUGUUUUGACUCCACUUACUUCUACAGCUUAGUAUUGAGCUUAACUUUGGUUUGGUCGUUAUUUAUGGACGGCUUUUUCAUUUGUAAUUCCGUCUCUGAACAUUCUGUGAUGUUUUUUCUCCAGUACAAUGGGAGAUUUUUUUCUAGGUUUAAAAAGAUAAAAAUUUAAAGGGAACUCAAACUCAGACGCUGAUCUAACGGAAUGAACACACCUAUUUGUAUCAUUACAGUUCUAAGAAUUCUUGUGUGUAAAAAACGCGUUAGGCCCAUGCUCAUACCUCAGUUUUGAUUUGUGUGUUCUCGAUUAUGGAGUUUAUUGACAUUAAUAAAGCAUGUGUAUAUUUGUGGGACAAAAAGGACUCAAAAUAUCAUAAUGCAAAUAUAAGGGAGACUGCGUUUUGCGCUUCUGUAGGAGAAAUAUCAAAACGGACAACAGCAUUGAGUUCAACUGAAACGGCAAAACGGACGGUUCGACUGAGACGUUAUAUGACCGUGUAAAAGGACCUUUAGAGAAAAUGGUGAACGUAGCAUUUAGCGUUUAAAUUUUUGAAAUUUUCCGGGGGAGAGCCCCUCGCACGGGGCCCCGCGGUGGUUAGCGCCGCCACUGAAUUAGACCCAAAUAAUAAUUUGUUUUUGGACUUCAUUUACAAAUUAAUAAAACACACGUUGUUUUAAUAUUUAUAGUUGUUUUAUAUUUAGGGCUGUUUUAAUAUAUUUUUCUCUAAAAAUAUCCUAAUUACAUAUUAAAAAAAAUGUUAUGAGAAAUAAAAUGAAAAUAUAUUGUUCGUAAUUUAAAUUUAUGGUUCUAAAAGUAACAAUUUGUCAUAUAUCUUAGUCAAUAGAGCGUAAAUUUCAACAAAUCUGAAAAUAUCGGCGCCAAUAUCGAAUACAGUAUUAGAUCGUAGCAAAAAAUAUGAAUAUUUUUCGAAAAUUUUCAUUAAUAAAAAAAAUUUGAUUCUCCAAUUACACUCGUCUAGAAUAGUGAAAAGGCACUUCUAAAUGUAUAUAAUUAUUGAAAAAAUUGUAAAAAUUUUGGAAAAAAAAGUGUUUCAGCGUUUCUUAUACACAUAUUGUUAAUCUAGAACCUGUAAAAUUUUUGGUAUCAACUCGCUCAACCUUACAAAGAUCAUUACCAUUCUUCUUCUUUUUACACCUCUUUUAACCUAACAAAUAUUAUUAUUCUUCUUUUUUCUACAUAUUGUUUAACCCCACAAAGAUCAUUACUAUUCUUCUUCUUUCUACAUAUCGUUUAACCUAACAAUGUUCUGUCAGUUUCGUAUUGUUCUGUUACUUGAUUCCAGUUUUUGGAUGGAGUAGGUUAUGAAAAUAAUUACUUUAAAUCUCAAGUAUGCCUUGUAGGGUGUCCCUUAAAAUUAUUUGACACAUUUUUCGCAAUAUUUUAUAGAAAAUACAACUAAAAACGAUAAAAAAACACGAGAAACACAAUCCAAAUAAUACUAAUCAAAGAUUGUGUUUGCCUCCCACCGGCCAUAUCGGUAUCAUAAACGUCAAAGUUUUGAAAUGACCUAUUCUUCUCUUUUUUACAUCUGGUUUAACCUAACAAACUUUUCUUCUUUUUCUACAUCUCGUUUAACCUAUCAAACAUCAUUACUAUUCUUCUUUCUACACCUAAUUUACCAUAAGAAAUAUCAUAACUAUUAUUUUUCUUUCUACAUAUGUCAUUCGAAUUUAUCAAUUUUAAAGCAAAAUAUCAAAAGGAGUGAUUUUGAGUCACUUGUUUAACCUAAUUUUCGUUUUCGAACAAAAAUUUUACAGGUUAUUUGCUUGAAAGAAAAUAUUUUUACCAUAAUGUUCGUUAUGAUACAUAUUUAUAAAUGAGCAAGUACAUAAACUUGUUCAAAGUAGAUAUAGUGUUUUUAUAUUAUAUUUCAAAUGUUGUACAUGAUUAAUUUUAACUUGAAAUAUUUUGCUGUUAAUAGUUUGAGAAAAUGGAACCUUGAUGAUACUCUGAAUUUUUAAUAUAAGUUACCAUGAAAAGGAUGAAAAAAAUAAGAAAAAGUGUUUUUUUUUCAAUUUUGGGAAAAUAAUGAAAUUUCACCUAAAAAUGGUCACGCGAUUUUUUUUGCAUUAUUGAUAUUUACAAAGUUAGGGUAGCUGAAGCUUAAGGGAUGAAAAUUACAGAUUUAAAAAAUCCUAAUUUGAUCAAAAAUUGUGAUUUUGCUCAAGAAAAAAUACGGACAUAGUUGAAAUUGGAAUUCAUAAAAUUUUAAGUAUUUUCUUUGUUAAAAUUGCAGUUUUUGCACUUUAACUUUGUAAAUAUUAGUAAUACAAAACAUUUCAAACUACAACUUUGAUCAAAAGUUUUCUUUCCUAAAUUUUACCCCAUUCCUGAAAUUCAUAAAAAAAAAUUAUUCCAAAAAAUUCUUGACAUAUCUAUUUCAGACACCUCAAAGUAACUUAUAUAACUAACUUAUAUAAAAUUUUACAUUUAAAGGCACAUUUUUCAACUAUAAUAACUUAGGUGAUUGAUUAUAUAUUGGGAGGAACCUGAGUACAUCAUGACACUAAAACAAAAGACGUAAAAUUGAAUUCCCCAAUCUUACAGCUGUGUUUAUCCUGACCUUCAUUUAAUUAACAGUCACUAGUCACUUCACAAUCCCUUUCUCCCUUGUCUAUAAAUUACUGCAAAACACAUAGUUACAUUGAAGACAUCAAUCGAAGAUCAAUCUUUGAAUGAGAUAAGACAAACAAGGCUAGGAAAGUAACCUAGUAAACUGUAUUACUGUCCUAGAUGAUUGCUCUAGCUCGAAGUAGUUGGUGCAGUUUACAAGAUACUGGUGACGAGGUUUUGAACCUGGAGUGCAUUCAUGACCAAAAAAUAAUUCAAUUGUAACUAUACCGGUUUGCACUAGAUAAAUUAACCUAACCAAAGAAGGCUUUCAUAAAAGUAUAUGGACAAGACUGUGCUUUAUGUGUUUCACCUACUAUUUGAAGGUAGUAUUAUAAACCAGGAUAGUUAAACCAAUGGUAGAGGACAAUAUUAAACUACCCUAACUUGAAACACUAGUUUACUUGUUGAAAAAAAGCUAGUUCUGUAUACAUAUACCUAGAACUACUAACUAGUCAUUAGAAAAACGUGUAUAAACAAUACCAUGGGUUUUAAGAAAUAAGGAAAGUGGACAGUGCACAAGGAUGCUAUUAAACUCCCCUAACUUAGGUGCUAGUUUUUUACUAGCUUACUAGCCUAGAAAAUAAGCUAGUUUUGUGUACAUUAGACCAGAGAUUCUAGUUUUUAACACUAAUUUGAAAAACUAUCCACAUUUGAUCAAAUUUCUAUCAUCAGGCAAUGCUCCAUUAAAUAAUUCUAGGAUCCUUUCACAAAUAUAGUGUAGUAAAAUAUUUUUAAAUAUAAAAUAUUGUUUUUUAAAGUUUUCUAAUUGUUUAAAGUAUAAUAAAGUAUUGCAACUUAUUUAUAUGAAUAUAUAGUUGUAAAUAUACAUAAAGUAUGUGGGAACCGAAAGUUGUUGAUGAAAAUUUGUAAAAUUAUUAUCGUCAAUUCAAAGUAGAGCAUAUCAUUCAAUUGUUUUAUUCAAAUACUUUGAUUAGAGGGUCAUACUUACGAAGGUCGAAAAUCUUGACAAAUAAUAAACUUUUAUUAAUGCUCCAGACAUUAUAAUACAUAUUAAUACAUCUUGACCAACUACUGGAUCUGGAUUUUUGGCAUUAUCCAAGCAUGUCCCACAAAUUUUCAUAUACAAUUUUGAAACGCCAUAGUCUGUCUUCCAUAUAAUACGAUAUUUAAAAUUAAACAGUAGAUUGGUGUUUAUUAAUUUUAGGUAAUUUGAAUUUUAUGGAUAUUAUUAUACACAUAUAUAUGAGAAUAAAGUUAAACAAAAUAA